CCAAUUUCCUCCUCGCUCAUCUUCUUUGGCAUUUCCUCUUUGUUUCUUGGCGUCAGUACUUUCACAUGAUGUUCCAGGCCAUGAAUGAGCGACCCCGUCAUGGGCCCAGUAGGUGUAGCAUAAUCUCGUACCGUUUUCAAUGAGAAAUUUAAGGUGGUUACUAACCAAACCUUGGGGACAACUUGAACAGAACCCUUUUUCUUUUCCCCUAGUCCGAACUUCGAACCACCAUUAGUCCAGCCCCCUCCAUAACCCGACACCCACUUUUUCUUAUUAUUCUCCAUCUCCUCCUCCCCUCGCUACAAGACGUGCAUAUAAGUUCAAAUCCUCCAUGGUGAUUUGAGCUUGAGGACUAGAGAGAGAGAGGGCUCUGACAGACUUUCCCGUGCGUGAGUCCACUCCCACACAUAAAAAAGAUCACUGAGAUCAAGACAUCUCUCUCUACCUCUGCCUUUGCCUUUGCCAUUGCCAAUGCUGUUCCCCCACUUUGUAGUUUGUACCCUUUCUCUCACCACCCAUUAAAUCCUCCCUCCCCCACUCCCAUCCCCUUCAGUCGGACGGCCCCGAUCACUUCCUUCUCUUGUCCCCUCUCCCCUCUCUCUCUCUCUGCUGCAAAAGCAGAGCACUCUCAUUUGCCUUUCCUCUUAUCUUCUCCCUCGGGGAGAUCAUCUUCAAUUGCCAAUUUCGUGUUCAGAGAAAAUGGGUACUCCGGAUUUGGCUCCAGCUUCCGUGAUCUUGCUCCUCCUAUCGACCCAGCUGUCCCUGCUCUUGCCCGGAGCGAGCGCCGGGACCUACUGGGGAGACGUGGAGGUCCUGAAGCGGCUCAAGAACGCGCUGGACCCCAGCUCGGUGAGCCCCGGCUCGUGCGUCGCCUCCUGGGACUUCGCCGCCGCCGCCGACCCCUGCGACGCCCUCUUCAGCGACAAGUUCACCUGCGGCUUCCGCUGCGACGCCAUCGACGGCUCCGGCGCGAGCCGGCUCACCGAGCUCGCCCUCGACCAGGCCGGCUACUCGGGCCCCCUCGCCUCCGUCUCCUGGGACCUCCCUUACCUCCAGACCCUCGACCUCUCCGGCAACUACUUCGCCGGGCCCAUCCCGGCCUCCCUCUCCAACCUGACGCAGCUGAGCCGGCUCGGCCUGUCCCGCAACUCGCUCUCCGGCCCGAUCCCCGACUCGGUCUCUUCCCUCUCCAGCCUCGGGGAGCUCUACUUGGACGGCAACGCGCUCGAGGGCUCGAUCCCCUCUAGCCUCGGCAACCUCACGAACCUGACCCGGCUCGAGGUCCAGUCCAACAAGCUCUCCGGCGAGCUGCCGGCGGCGCUGAGCUCGCUCGGCAGCCUGCUCUACCUGGAUGCGAGCGACAACGCGAUCUCCGGCGAGCUGCCGCGAGCGCUCCCGCCGUCCCUCGUCCAACUCACGAUGAGGAACAACGCCCUGGAGGGACAGCUAGCCCCCGAGACGUUCCAGCUCGCGAGCUCCCUCCAAGUCCUCGACCUGAGCGGCAACAGGAUCGCCGGCCCGGUCCCCUCCGCCCUCUUCACCCACCCGUCGCUCCAGCAGCUCACGCUCUCCUCCAACGGCUUCGACUCCAUUCAGUCCCCGGCCUCCCUGUUCCCCGAGAGCGAGCUCAUCGCGGUCGACCUGAGCGACAACCGGAUCAUGGGGCUCCUCCCCGCGUUCCUGGCGGGCAUGCCGAGGCUGUCGGCGCUGGCGCUGGAGAACAACGAGUUCUCGGGGAUGAUCCCGACGGAGUACGCGCUGAGGGCGGCGGCGCAGCCGGCGCAGGGGGCGGCGCGGCUGGAGAGGCUAAUGCUGGGCGGGAACUACUUGAUGGGGCCGAUCCCGGGGCCGCUGCUGGGGCUGGGCCAGGGCGGCGGCGGGGGGGAGGAGGAGGAGGUGAGGGUGAGCCUGGCGGGGAACUGCCUGUACAGAUGCCCGGCCCGGUUCUUCUUCUGUCAAGGUGGAGAUCAGAGAUCAGCGGCCGAGUGCAAGAGCUUCUUCGGCCCUGUAAUUCCUUGAACCCGCUCUGUCUACGUGUACGUGACUACGUCGUGGUGGUGGCGGCGAUAAUGCGAGCGUGGAAAAUUGGAUUCAUUUUGAUGGACCGCCUUGGUGGGCCAAAGUGGAGAAUAAGCAAAAAUUCCGGGGCCGAAUUGGUAAUGGUGAGAGGAAAAUAAAGCAAGAAUUAGACUAAAUUAUGGUGAAAAUUAUUAAAUGGUUUUUUGCGAAGAUUGGGGGGUGCGGUAAUGCUGCUGCAAUCAUGAAAGGGGGAGACGCCUUCUCUU
Molecule: messenger RNA, 2285 nt
Organism: Eucalyptus grandis
Lineage: Eukaryota; Viridiplantae; Streptophyta; Magnoliopsida; Myrtales; Myrtaceae
Product: probable inactive leucine-rich repeat receptor kinase XIAO
Exons: 2
Coding region: 700-2019 (439 amino acids)
Molecular function (GO): protein binding
Source: RefSeq, a predicted model, not a curated record